Molecule: messenger RNA, 3539 nt
Organism: Ceutorhynchus assimilis (cabbage seed weevil)
Lineage: Eukaryota; Metazoa; Arthropoda; Insecta; Coleoptera; Curculionidae
Source: the annotation of a GenBank genome assembly
UUUUUUGAUUUUUACGGCACUGUGCAAAAUAUGACAACACUGGAUUUCUAAUUUUGUUACCCCCUGGGGCCCAGGCUUGGAAACGGUACAUUGCAUUUUACUGUACAUCUCCUUUGUUUUGAUUUUUCUUCAAAAUUACCAAUUUAUCAAUUCUCCUAAUGAAUUUCUAAUAAUUCAUACAAAAAGUGAAUGAAAAAUAAUUUCUUAACAAUUUUUCAAUGUUGGCAACAAUCAAUUAAUUCAAAUUUUGAAAUUUCUUCCCAAAAAUGGAACAUCUUGCAGAAGAUUUGUCUGUGGCCCUCGAAGAAUCAGAAUCUUGUGGCCCCAUCGCCACUCAGUCCGCUGGCAAUUGGGGAAUGAGAAAACGCACCCGUUCCGAUGGAAAUUUACACCACAUGUAUUUACACAAAUCAACCGAUAACAACUCAGAAGAGAGCUCGAGCGAUCCUUCAGAAUUGAAAUCGGACAAGCACAAGGCGAAACUUGUUAGUUUCCACCAGUCGGACUCGGAUGAUUUGAGUGCCGUUGUUGCCAGAACUCUGAACAACAAAAACUCUCUUCGAAUGAAGCAUUCAAUCAAUAGAUUUUUUAGAGGUGUAAGUCACAGUUUAGAAUCAGAUUCAGUAAACGAAAAUUCCCCAGCGAGUCGUCCCAGCAUGAGACGCAAACGAAAGUUCAAAAGGAUGAGCAUCGAUGAAACACCAAUUCCCCCAACUGGCAAAAGGAAGAGAUCUCAACGAAUGGAUUUAAUGGACACAAAUGGUAGAUCCCUUAGAAACAUCACCAAAAUCAAACCAUUACAUCAAAGCAUUGUGGAUAAAAUUGAGAAAUUCUGUCAGCCCAAUAAUGCUGUGGUUGACCUUGACGCCACAAUGGAAACUGAAGAUGAUAAUUGGGAAAUUGCUAGUGAAAGUAGUAUAAGUUGGAGCGGUGGCGAGGGAAAUGAAGGAGAUGAUGAAUUGACUGACUGGGCCCCUUCAAUGGAUUCUUCUUCCAUUGAUCAGAGUCCUUGGAAUGAGGAUUCUAGAGAAAUAAGAGCAGGUUGUCGCAGAGUCCAUGAAGAAAGACCAGGCUUCAGUAUUAACACUGGUGCAAACGAAAGAGUGGCCAAAUUCCUUCAAGACUCUUCCAAAUUCGAACUGCGGAUAUUAGGGGCAGAACGCGAUAAGAUUUCUCAAUUGGCCGCUUUGUAUUCGCUAGAUUUGUGGUUUGAGUCCUCUGGGACCACUCUGCUGCGUAAAACUACUGUAAUUUUCUUGUCUGUUAGUGUCAGUGGUCGUCAUAUUUUAGAAGAAUUCGACUUAGAUGCUGCUGCAGCUGAACCUAGACCGACAGUUAUUGAAACUGGACCUUCUGCCGAAGCUUUACAUUUAGUUUACAGUGAGGAUACAACUCGUGGACCUUUAAGUGUAGCUAGUGAAAAAGUUGAAAAAUUUUUGAGACCUGCAUACUCGUUUGCUUAUAAUAAAGACGAUGAUGAUGGCGAUAUAGCUGAAUCAAAUAAAGAUGAAGCUGAAUCAAAGAUAGAUGAAGAUGAUGAUCAACGUGAAAAAGAAGCUACAAACAAAGGAGAAGAUGCUGAAGUUGAAGUGGCUGAAAGCAAACAUCCUGAACACAAAGACCAUGCAGCAAAGUUUGAAAAAGCCGGUGGCAAAGAUACCCAUUCUGAUCAUCACGGGGCGCACGGUGAAAAAGGCGAUAAAGGCUACAAAGGGCACCAUCAUCACGAAAAGGGCCAGAAAGGCCAUCACGAUAAAGAAGACCACAGCAAACAUUAUGACGAACAUGGUGGACAUAAAAAAGAGCAUCAUCAUGACGAUGGAUAUCAUGGGGAUUACCAUAAGAAGCACGGUGGCAAAAAAGCAGCAAAGUAUGAAGAAAAAGGAGAGCACAAUAAAGGCCACACCACCAAAGGAGAGCACAAUAUCCACAAAAAGGAAGAAUACGAUAAAAAAACUGAAUUUUUCGAAGAAGAAAAUGAAGGAGGCGAAAGUGAAACUCAUGGAGGAUUCAAGCAUGAAAGCGAUUAUAAAAAAGGCGGACAUCGUAAAGGCGGCCACAAAAAAGGCGGACACCACGAAGACCACUACGGCAAAAAAGGAGAAUCCGAAAAGGGCGGACAUUAUAAAGACGAAAAGGGUCAUAAUCAGAAAGGCGGACAAGACAAACAUCAUGAGCAUGAAUCGAAGCAUGGCGAAAAAGAAGGGCAUGCUACUGGGAAAAAAUGGGCUUAUAAAAAAGGAGAUGGAGAUGGUGGUCAUGGUCAUGGUGCUCAUUCUCACCAUACUUAUGCAGUACAAAAACCACCUGCCGCAAAUAAAGAAUAUAAAAUUAAACCAAUUUCCACUUUUGUACUUCCAUUAGAAGAAGAAUCUGAAGAUAAAGAAGAAGAUGAAAUUAGCCAAUCUUCUUCAGUGGUUGCAAAAAAGCAUGAAUUGAAGGAUUUUAAGCCAUCACCACAUGAUAAUUUAGCAUUGAUUUCAUUACCAAGUGAUUCUCAAGACAUUGUAACACAACUACCACAAGAAACAUUAACAACCGUUUCAACAGUAGAACGGUAUAUAACGCAAAAGGAAGGACAUAAGCAUAAAUCAAAUAACGGCGAAAAAGAAGGGAAAAAGAGAGCUAAUAAGAAAGAAGAUGUUGGCCAAGAUGAUGCUUAUUCUCAUAAUACUUAUGCUGUACAAGAACCUCCUAGGCAAGAGGAGCCUGAUGCUAAACCUACCCCAAAUAAAAUUGAACCAAUUUCCACAUUUGUGCUUCCAUUAGAAGAAGAAUCAUAUGAUAAUAAUAAACCAUCACAAGGUUUUGAAGAUAUCAAACAAUCUCUAUUGCAAAACAAUAGCUCUGAAGGUGAUUUGAGUGAUCCUGAAGAUGUAACGGAACUUCCUCAAGAAGCAUUAACAACCCUUUCAACUCUAGAACGCUAUAUAAGACAAGAAAUGCAAAAGCUUAAAUUAGAACAUCCAACAACUCAAAAACCAAUAGAAAAUAAUAGCUCAGAGGACAUUUUAACAACAAUUAAAUCAGUAAAUCGUUAUAUAAGACAAGAAACGCCUGAAGAAACUAAAAAGGUUACCAAAAGACUUCGAUUGAAAAAAAGGAAAAUUUCAAAUGGAUGCGAAGCCAACUUGCAAAAAAGGGAAAUAUUAUUCAUUCCAGAAGGCAGCAGUGAUAGUUUCGUUAUUGUUGCAGCUGAAGAUGAUGCUUGAUUAAUUGUUUGUUAUUUUUAGUUUAUGAAGACUGCAUUGUUAUACCAAAUUGAUAAAUAUUAUUGUUUAGAAAAAGCUUGUUUUAUUUAUAUCACAAUUUUUGAGGCCUCACAAUACUAUAUGAACAAAUCAAUUUGUUAUUGUCUAAUCUAAUUAUCUACAAUUUCAUCAAAUUGUAAUGGUUUAGCUGUAGUUCCAGCUAUUGUCAGAUUUUCCAUCAUUUUUGAAACUUGUACUGGGGCAGGACUUGCUGGCAGUUGGUUUUGUUCGUUCCAAUUUAUUUCGUCAAAGUCAAUCACAAUUCUUCUAUUUUUUGGUAUCAGUUGC